Molecule: messenger RNA, 2821 nt
Organism: Tachyglossus aculeatus (Australian echidna)
Lineage: Eukaryota; Metazoa; Chordata; Mammalia; Monotremata; Tachyglossidae
Gene: CAPN1
Product: calpain 1
Exons: 22
Coding region: 41-2182 (713 amino acids)
Biological process (GO): proteolysis
Cellular component (GO): cytoplasm
Molecular function (GO): calcium ion binding; calcium-dependent cysteine-type endopeptidase activity
Source: RefSeq, a predicted model, not a curated record
CGGGGGACUGUGCUAGACGACCACCCUCACCCCACUCAGGAUGGCAGAGGAGGUCAUCAUCCCCGUGUACUGCACGGGGGUCUCGGCGCAGGUACAGAAGCAGCGGGCUAAGGAGCUGGGCCUGGGGCGGCACGAGAACGCCAUCAAGUACCUGGGCCAGGACUUCGAGCAUCUGCGGGCGCAGUGCCUGCAGGCCGGAGCCCUCUUCCGCGACGAGGCCUUCCCUCCGGCCGCCACCUCCCUGGGCUUCAAGGAUCUGGGGCCCAACUCCUCCAAGACCUACGGCGUCAAGUGGAAACGGCCCACGGAAAUGCUGUCAAACCCUCAGUUCAUCGUGGAUGGGGCCACCCGCACGGACAUCUGCCAGGGAGCCCUGGGUGACUGCUGGCUGCUGGCUGCCAUCGCUUCCCUCACUCUGAACGAUGCCAUCCUGCACCGAGUUGUGCCCCACGGACAGAGCUUUCAGAACGGCUACGCGGGCAUCUUCCACUUUCAGAUCUGGCAGUUUGGCGAGUGGGUGGACGUGGUGGUGGAUGACCUGCUGCCCACCAAGGACGGGAAGCUGGUGUUCGUGCACUCCGCCCAGGGCAACGAGUUUUGGAGCGCUCUGUUGGAGAAGGCCUAUGCCAAGGUGAACGGCAGCUACGAGGCCCUCUCGGGGGGCAGUACGUCCGAGGGCUUCGAGGACUUCACGGGCGGAGUGACCGAGUGGUUUGAGCUGCGCAGGCCGCCCGGCGACCUGUACCAAAUCAUCCUCAAGGCCUUGGAGCGUGGCUCCCUUCUGGGCUGCUCUAUCGACAUCACCAGUGCUUUCGACAUGGAGGCCGUCACCUUUAAGAAGCUGGUGAAGGGGCACGCCUAUUCGGUCACGGGAGCCAAGCAGGUGACCUGUCGGGGCCAGAGGGUGAACCUGAUUCGCAUGAGGAACCCGUGGGGUGAGGUGGAGUGGACGGGGGCCUGGAGCGACAGCUCCCAGGAAUGGAACAUGGUGGACCCUUCUCAGCGAGAGGCGCUCCGGAUCAAGAUGGAAGACGGGGAGUUCUGGAUGUCAUUCCAGGACUUUCUGCGGGAGUUCACGCGCCUGGAAAUCUGCAACCUGACGCCCGACGCCCUCCAAGCCCGCAAGUUCCGCAAGUGGAACACCACUCUGUACGAUGGCACCUGGAGGCGGGGAAGCACCGCGGGAGGCUGCAGGAAUUACCCGGCCACGUUCUGGGUGAACCCACAGUUCAAAAUCCGCCUGGAUGAAGUGGACGACGAGGACAACGGCGGGCGGGAAGCGGGCUGCAGCUUCCUGCUGGCGCUCAUGCAGAAGCACAGGCGCAAGGAACGCCGCUUUGGCCGCGACAUGGAGACCAUCGGCUUCGCCGUCUACGAGGUUCCUCGAGAGCUGGUGGGCCAGCCCAGCGUGCACCUGAAGAGGGACUUCUUCCUGGCCAACGCCUCGCGAGCCCGCUCCGAGCAGUUCAUCAACCUGAGGGAGGUGAGCACGCGCUUCCGCCUGCCGCCCGGAGAGUACGUCGUCGUCCCCUCCACCUUCGAGCCCAACAAGGAGGGCGACUUCGUGCUGCGCUUCUUCUCCGAGAAGGCGGCGGGCACCGAGGAGCUGGAUGAUCAGAUCCAGGCCAAUCUCCCAGAUGAGAAAGUGCUGUCAGAGGGCGAGAUUGACGAGAACUUCAAGACCCUCUUCCGGCAGCUGGCGGGGGAGGACAUGGAGAUCAGCGUCAAGGAGCUCCAGACCAUCCUCAACAAGAUCAUCAGCAAACAUAAGGACCUGCGGACCAAGGGAUUCAGUACAGAGUCGUGCCGCAGCAUGGUGAACCUCAUGGACCGGGACGGGAACGGGAAGCUGGGCCUCGUCGAGUUCAACGUCCUCUGGAACCGCAUCAGGAACUACUUGUCGGUCUUCCGCCAGUUUGACCUGGACAAGUCGGGCAGCAUGAGCGCCUACGAGAUGCGGAUGGCUCUGGAGUCUGCAGGGUUCAAGCUGAAUAAGAAGCUGUAUGAGCUCCUCAUCACGCGCUACUCCGAGCCCGACCUGGCCGUCGACUUCGACAACUUCGUCUGCUGCCUCGUGCGCUUGGAGACCAUGUUCCGGUUUUUCCAGACUCUGGACACGGAUAAAGAUGGAGUCGUGACUUUUGAUCUGUUUAAGUGGUUACAGCUGACCAUGUUCGCGUGAGGAUCCAGGCUUGGGCCUCCUCUCCGCUGUGCCUCCUCCUCCUCCUCUUCCUCCUCCUGUCGCCUGCGGAGCCCCCAGCUGCAAGUGCCUUGGCGAAAAGGGGAAUGUUUGUCGUCCUGCCUCCGCCGGCCCGGGAAUCCCUCGGACCUUGGAGCCUGGGGUGGACGCCGACUCCCUCCACCUCGGGGCCGAGAGCGGCAUCCGAUUAGAGUGCGAGGGGCCCCGGUGCCUUGAAUCUGGUUGGGGGUCCGCGGCGGGCCCAGUGUGGACUCCAAGGGCCUCCGGGGUCCCGGCCCCCGCUCAGGGACCCCUCUCGUCCCCCUUCCCCUCCGCAUUCAACCACUAGCUUGCCUCUGGAGGCCCCGGGUCCUGAAGAGCUUGGGAUCCUCCUUGCCUUCACACUUCAAAAGCCAAACACAGUCGCCACCACCCUGCUCAACCCGCCCCCGGACCCCUCUCCAUCAGGCCAACCUCUUCCUUCCUCCUCCUCCGCCAAGCAGGGUGACCCACUUCGGCUCCCUUUUUAUGUUAUAUUUUUUUAUACUCGGUGAUUGGCCAGGGGACGCUGCCGUGGGGAGGGGGGUGCUUGUCUGGAUGAAGCCCACCCUCCCCGCCCCCCAAUAAAAGGAGUGAAAACGU